GCAAAUCGAUCGAUUCCAUGUUGAUUGAUGCAAUAGUGACAAUUAAACCCUGCUUGUGACGAUGCUGAUAAUCUGAUAUAGAGCUGUUCUACAAGUUUCAAAUACCUCUGCCAGAUUCUGUGUAACUUUAGAUAUUGCCCCUCCAAAUACCCCUCCCUCUGCCUGAGAGAGCAUUGUCAGCUGAAAGUUCAACUUAUGUGGGAAGAAUCUACCCAUUUUCGCUUCGUCUAAUACCCUCCUACGUCGUCAGCCAGCCAGAAGUGCUUGAGAACCCCAUUCAAAAAUGUUGCGAAGCACGCGAGCUCUGUGGACAGGCUCCGCGAGAGCAAUCGCCCCCCAGAGAGCUGCUCUUGCUCCGUUACGGCAGCUUUCACUUCGAACCGCAAACAUUACAAUCUCUACCAAUUCCAGACUGCCUAGCAAAGCUCUAUCAUUGUGCGUGAGACCGAUUGUUCGCCGGUCGCAAUAUGCAACCAAGACCCCCGGCCACAUCCAAGCAGGCUCCGAUCCGCAGGAGGAAAAGAAAUUUGGUGAACAGAAGCUGGAAUCGCAUCCAGAAGCAGUUUCAACUGAAUCUAGCGUUCGACAUGCCUGGGAGCCCAACACAAAACAGCCAGAGCCGGAGAUGAAAGACGGACUUGUUCAUGACUUAAAUCUUGUCAAGGAAACAUUUGCCCUGUCAACCGUUCCCAAGGAAUCCUACUUCCUCGGUCUCGCGGGCACUCUACCCUAUCUGGCAACCUCCGCUAGUACCGUCUACCUGUCCUGGGCAAUCAACCACGAGUGGCCGACGACCUCGUCUUUCCUAAACAGUAUCCUCAUAAGCAAUGAGUCGGCACGAUAUUGGCUAGGCGUGGUGGAGCCCAUUCAGCUCGGAUAUGGAGCCGUCAUCAUCAGUUUCCUGGGCGCAAUCCACUGGGGUUUAGAAUAUGCCGAGAAGAAGCCUAGUCUGGACCGCACUCGGUUUCGCUACGGCAUUGGAGUCCUGGCGUCUGUGGUGGCCUGGCCCACCAUGUUCAUGCCCUGGCAAUACGCCCUGACGUCGCAGUUCGCCGCCUUCGUGGGACUCUACUUCGCCGACGCGCGCGCCUCGACCAAGGGAUGGGCUCCGUACUGGUACAGCAGCUACCGCUUCGUACUGACGGCCAUCGUCGGUGUGUCCAUUAUGAUCAGCUUGAUCGGGCGUGCAAAAGCGGGUGAUGCUGCGCCAGAACUGGCCCAGGCAUCUAAGUUCCAUCAGCAUGUGCAAGGCGAGGAGCCGUACACGGAGAAGUGGCAGAAGGCUGAACAUGAGGAGAUUGCGAAGAAUAAGAAGGCUGCCGAGGAGGCCGAAAAGAAGAAGAAAGCAGAGGAUGAAGAGAAGAAAAAGGGUAAGAACAACGGUAAGGGUGAGACGAGUGAAAAGAAGGGCGAGAAGGAUGACGGUGAGAAGCCGGAUAAGAAGAAAGACGAUGAUAAUGUUGAGAAGAAGGAUGAGAAGAAGGAUGAGAAGAAGGAUGAGAAGAAGGAUGAGAAGAAGGAUGAGAAGAAGGAUGUGAAGAAUGACGAGAAGAAGGACGAGAAGAAGGACGAGAAGCAAAAUGAGAAUGAGGCUGAGAAGGAGGAUGAAGGAAAAGACAAGGGUGGUGAUGAUGGUAGCAAAAAGCAGCAUGAGAAGGAUGAGAGAAAGGACGGACAGAAGAAAGACGAGUGAAUAGACGGCGGGAAUAAAUGAAGGGUAUAAUCACAAUUCCCUUUAACAUUUGGAAGAGAUGAUCGCAUGUCCUUCAGGCCGUAAGGUUAUAAUUCAGGGACCACAUCUUGGCGUUUAGGUAGGUCUUAUAUGUUUAUUCUUCAAAUAAUUAAUUCCUACAUCAACUCAUA
Pseudomassariella vexata is the source of this 1863-nucleotide messenger RNA. RefSeq lists its product as uncharacterized. The transcript is spliced from 3 exons. The record is from RefSeq and is a predicted model, not a curated record. NCBI's taxonomy places the organism in Eukaryota, Fungi, Ascomycota, Sordariomycetes, Amphisphaeriales, Pseudomassariaceae. The coding region runs from base 284 to 1693 and encodes 469 amino acids.